Messenger RNA from Lycium barbarum (goji berry), 1401 nucleotides. Its product is annotated as diphosphomevalonate decarboxylase 2-like. Gene Ontology annotation, molecular function: ATP binding; diphosphomevalonate decarboxylase activity. The transcript is spliced from 9 exons. The coding region runs from base 1 to 1218 and encodes 405 amino acids. Gene Ontology annotation, cellular component: cytosol. Gene Ontology annotation, biological process: isoprenoid biosynthetic process; isopentenyl diphosphate biosynthetic process, mevalonate pathway. The record is from RefSeq and is a predicted model, not a curated record. Lineage: Eukaryota; Viridiplantae; Streptophyta; Magnoliopsida; Solanales; Solanaceae.
AUGGCACAAAAAUGGGUGCUAACGGUGACGGCACAAACACCAACUAACAUGUCAGUGAUAAAGUACUGGGGAAAGAGGGAUGAGAAACUCAUUCUUGCUAUGAAUGAAAGUAUAAGUGUCACUUUUGAUCCUGCCCACCUUUCUACCAUUACCACUGUUGCUGUUAGCCCUGCAUUCGACCAAGAUCGUAUGUGGCUCAAUGGCAAGGAAGCAUCCCUCUCUGGUAGCAGAUACCAGAAUUGUCUAAGGGAAAUUCGAGCUCGUGCUAACGAUUUUGAGGAUGAGAAAAAGGGUAUCAAAAUCACAAAAAAGGACUGGGAAAACUUGCACGUCCAUAUUGCUUCUAACAAUAAUUUUCCUUCUGAUGCGGGGGUGGCUUCCUCAGCUUCUGGUCUUGCAUGCCUUGUUUUUGCCCUUGCCAAGUUAAUGAAUGUACAACAGGAAAAUGGAGAACUCUCUGCCAUAGCAAGGCAAGGCUCUGGAAGCGCUUGCCGAAGCUUAUAUGGAGGAUUUGUUAAGUGGCUCUUUGGAAAAGAGAAAGAUGGAAGCGAUAGCUUCGCUGUUCAACUCAUAGAUGAGAAGUACUGGAAUGAUCUUGUUAUCAUCAUUACAGUGGUAUGGAUUAUAUUCAGGAUUGUAGUUCUAUGGAUUGAGAGGUUGGUUUUACAGGAGGUAGUCCCAAAACGCAUAAUUGAAAUGAAAAAAGCCAUACAGAAUUGUGAUUUUCCAACUUUCGCUCGUUUGACUUGUGCAGAGAAUAAUCAGUUUCAUGCAGUGUGCUUAGAUACCAGUCCUCCUCUAUUUUACAUGAAUGAUCCAUCUCACAGCAUAAUUGGCUGUGCUGAGAACUUGAAUCGCGCAGCAGGAACCCCACAGGUAGCUUAUACCUGCGAUGCUGGGCCAAAUGUUGCUCUAUUUGCACGUAACCGAGAGGCUGCUGCACUUCUGCUUCAAAGGCUCCUCUUCCACUUCCCACCAAAUUCAGAUACUGAUCUAGACAGCUACGUCAUCGGUGAUAACUCUAUCCUAAAAGAUGCUGGGAUUCUGGAUAUAAAGCACGUGGAAUCAUUACCUCCAUCCCCAGAAGACAAUGUCUCAAAUCAUAAAUAUAAGGGUGAAAUAAGCUACUUUAUCUGCACAAGACCUGGAAAAGGUCCCAUUUUUCUUACCGAUGAAAGCGAAGCUCUCCUCAACCCUGAAACGGGACUGCCAAAGUAAAUGGCGGUUCGUUGUACUAAGCUCCCGCUAUGUAUGGGUCCGGAGAAGGGCCUCUUGGACUUAAUAAAGGCAAAAACUGUCAUUUUAGUUGUUUCUGUUCUUAAGAACUGUGUAUUUGAAGCUUUUGUUUGUAACUAGAUGACCUCCACACGGGCACAAUAGUUUGAUCUAUGAUUACUCUGU